Sorex araneus (European shrew) is the source of this 2583-nucleotide messenger RNA. It is a transcript of the gene IKZF3, whose product is annotated as IKAROS family zinc finger 3. NCBI's taxonomy places the organism in Eukaryota, Metazoa, Chordata, Mammalia, Eulipotyphla, Soricidae. Gene Ontology annotation, biological process: regulation of transcription by RNA polymerase II. Gene Ontology annotation, molecular function: DNA-binding transcription factor activity, RNA polymerase II-specific; RNA polymerase II cis-regulatory region sequence-specific DNA binding. Bases 92 to 1612 code for a protein of 506 amino acids. The transcript is spliced from 8 exons. The record is from RefSeq and is a predicted model, not a curated record. Gene Ontology annotation, cellular component: nucleus.
UCCCGCCUGCUGCGCGCCGCGCGGGCCCACGGCUGGAGCACGUGGAGCGUCGGGGCAGCAGAGAGGCGGCUCCAGCGCAGCCGGCGGAGACAUGGAAGAUAUAAAGCCAAGUGUGGAACUGAAAAGCACUCAGGAGCCGCCUGCGCCCACAGAAGGUCCAGUGGUUUCAAAUGACUAUGAUUUAACUAAACCUCAUGAAACAGAAAAUGUGGAUGGUGCGGAAGGGCCAGCCAAUGAGGAUGAAGUCAUGGGAGACAAUUCGAUGAAAGUGAAAGAUGAAUACAACGAAAGGGACGAGAAUGUUUUAAAGCCGGAGCCUAUGGGAAAUGCAGAAGAGCCUGAAAUUCCUUAUAACUACGCCAGGGAAUAUAACGAUUAUGACAACAUUAAACUGGAGAGGCACGUGGUGGCCUACGAGAGCGGCAGGCCGGCCAGCGGGAAGAUGAAUUGUGACGUGUGUGGGUUAUCCUGCAUCAGCUUCAACGUCCUCAUGGUGCACAAGCGGAGCCACACAGGUGAACGCCCAUUCCAGUGUAAUCAGUGUGGGGCAUCUUUUACUCAGAAAGGUAACCUCCUCCGCCACAUUAAACUGCACACAGGAGAGAAGCCUUUCAAGUGUCACCUCUGCAAUUACGCCUGCCAGAGAAGAGAUGCACUCACGGGUCACCUGAGGACACAUUCUGUGGAGAAACCCUAUAAGUGUGAGUUUUGCGGAAGGAGUUACAAGCAGAGAAGUUCCCUUGAGGAGCACAAGGAGCGCUGCCGGACGCUCCUCCAGAACGACCUGGGGGAGACGGCAAGUGCGGAGGCAAGACACAUCAAAGCAGAGAUGGGAAGUGAAAGAGCUCUCGUCCUGGACAGAUUAGCAAGCAAUGUGGCCAAACGAAAAAGCUCAAUGCCUCAAAAAUUCAUUGGUGAGAAGCGCCCCUGCUUUGACUACAACUCCAGCUACGCGUACGAGAAGGAGAGUGAGCUCAUCCAGACGCGGAUGAUGGACCAGGCCAUCAACAGCGCCAUCAGCUACCUGGGGGCCGAAGCCCUGCGCCCUCUGGUGCAGACCCCUCCCGCCGCCACCCCUGAGAUGGUGCCCGUUAUCAGCAGCAUGUACCCGCUGGCCCUCACCCAGGCCGAGAUGCCCAACGGCACCCCCCAGGAGCUGGAGAAGAAGCACGUCCACCUGCCAGAGAAGAGCCUGGCUGCCGAGCGAGGCCCCUCCCCCAACCACAGCGGCCACGACUCCACGGACACCGACAGCAACCACGAAGAGCGCCCGCACCCCCUCUACCAGCACAGCCCCAUGGUCCCCGCGAGGGCGCGCAACGGCAUGGCCCUGCUGAAGGAGGCCCCCCGCUCCUACGAACUCCUCAAGCCCCCACCCGUCUGCCCCAGAGACCCCAUCAGAGUGAUCAACAAAGAGGGCGAGGUGCUGGACGUGUACCGCUGCGACCACUGCCGCGUGCUCUUCCUGGAUUGCGUCAUGUUCACCAUCCACAUGGGCUGCCACGGCUUCCGCGACCCCUUCGAGUGUAACAUCUGUGGCUACCGGAGCCACGAUCGCUACGAGUUCUCCUCUCACAUCACCAGAGGGGAGCACCGAGUCGCACUGAAGUGAGUGCACCUCGGCUCCCCCGCCCUCCACGCCCGCUUAGACGCGUCCUUGUGAGAACCCGAGAAGCCCAGCGAACUAAGCACCACCAGACAACAGCUCCGUCCAGACCCCUCUUUCCACACCGUCGCAGCCCCCGCAGGGCCAGGCUCCCUCAGUCUCUGUUUGCCAACACACCGUGUGACUACCACGUGACGUCUCGGUCCCCAGCCUCUGAGGGACUUCCGUUCAUGAGAUUUAGAUGCCACUGAAGUGUUUGCUGCAAUAGAAACAGUGUCUCGUGCUGCAAGAGAAACAGGCAUUCCUGGGAGUUUGGGGGUCCGGCUCUGCGUGAGACUUUCUCUGAGAUAUGGCAACCCCCCCAAAAAAAACCCCAGCUUUUUGUCCAGGUCCAGAGAGGAGAGCUGACCUCACGGGACGGACGUCCCUCCCUGCACUUGACACGGACUGUGUCCCCAGGACAGUCUCGUAAUAAACACCAGAAAAACAGUCACCCCUUCCAGAGAGCUGGAGAAAAGAUGCCCGCGUCAGAUCCAUUUCUCGCCACACAAGCAGAAGGGGGAAAAAGCCAAGUCGCCAGAUGUUCCUUCUGCCUCCAUCCCUCCCCGCUCCAGCAGACCUGCUCUGGGUCAGCCCGGGAGCCUGACAGCCCCGAGCCAGGAGUCCAGAGCUCCCCCGCCCCCCGGCUCCACCAAAACUGCUUUGAAAGCUGCUUUGAGUUCAACCCCUCUCCCCCAGGAGUGAGCCCACAGCAGAAGCUCGACGGUUUUAGGAACUGAAAUCCAGGGUAUUGUCCGCCAUGGCCAUUAGCAUCCUUUUCUGCUGCCAGACUCUGACCAGGGCCAGCACUGUCCCCCCUGCUCUUGGUCCCCUCCAAGGACUCUUCCCGCAUAGACCCCAACAGACUCGCCUCCAUGUGUUGAACCUCCAAAUACCAAAGAACGUAAAAAGUAUGAGUGAGGGGCCCAAGAGCUAGU